AUGGAAGGUGCGCGGCCGAAGAAAGUCGUGCGCGUGACGAGGGCGGGAGCGUCGGCCGGCAGCGGUGACGCCAGCAGUGCCCCUCCCAGCAAUUCACCCAACAACACCGCCAGAAAUACAGACUACAAGACCAACGACGUCGAUGAAAACAAGAACGGCACUCCACGCGACCAGCCGGUGGAGACGCCGCGUUCCACACGCGCAGACGCAACACCGGUAGGCCCUACGCAGGUCGUGCAGACAGUCGAGGAGGGCAACGCGCUGGUAAAGCGGCUGCGGCAGCUGGAGAGCGAGAACGCCUCGCUGUCCAACGCGCUCACCAAAGUUUGUGAUGAGAACGUGAAACUCGCCGGACACGUGUCGCAGCGAGAGGCGAGGUAUGCUGAGCUCGUGAGCGCCCCCUUAGCAUCGACGUCGGUGCUGCACUCCCUCUUCGAGCCCGAAAAGACGGGAUGGUUCGGCGGCUCCAAGUCAGCUGCGCGCGAGAAGUUAGAGCAGCUGGCGGAGGAGCUGCAAAGCGAGUUCUUAGAGUACCGCGCAAGCCACGCGUCCACCAACGACGAGGUGCAGGCGCUCCUUGGUGAGCUGCAGAGCGCGCACGCGAACGCGCAGAAGCUGUCGGCCAUUGUGCAUCAGCAGCAGGAGGCAAUUUCCCGCGGGCCGCUGGCGGUCACUGUCCGCAUCGCUUCUGGCGAGACGGAUGUGGAGAAUAUCUCGCUUGCCGACCUCCGCCACGAGUUGGAGCGGCGCAAAGAGCUCGAAGAAGAGCUGCGGCAGGAGCUUCGCCGCGCCCGCGACGAGCUGCAGGCGAAGACAGUGGAGAUCGGCCGUCAGCAGCAUGAGCUCCAGGCGCUGCGUCCAGCCGGCGGUCUCGUCAGCGAGAGGGAGCAGCAGCACCUGACCGAUGAGAUCGCGCGGCUGGAGGCGCAGGUGACGCAGCUGCGCGACGCCCUCGCCACGGAGGAGCAGCUGCACGGGAUCAAACUCAAUGAGAACAAGGGCCUGACACAGCGUCUGAAGGAGAUGGAGGAGCAGUUGCGUAUUGCGACGUCGUCAGCGACGGAGCCGCCCGCGCAGAAGGAGCCAUCUCUACCUGCGCCGUGUAAGGAGUGCGAGGUGCUGCAGCAGGAGUGCGAUGCCGCACAGGAGCGGGUUAGAACCCUCAACCGUACGAUACAGCGGCUGGAGGCCCAUCUGGCGGAGGUACAGCAGGCGAAUGAGAAGGAGGUGGAUGAGCUGCAGCGCGCCAAAUCGCAACUGGAAGAGCAACUGAUGAGUCGCGUCCCCCGCACCGACCUCGCUGCGGCGGAGAUGCUGAACAAGAACCUCCAGCACGAGCUCGACAUGGCAAAGGCGCGGGUAAAACACGUAGAGGGACUGCUCGAACGUGAGAGGGGGAGCAGCAGUCAAAAUAUGCAGGGACCGAGCAGCGGCAGCGGGACGCUCGACGAUGCGAAAGUGCUUGAGGCACUGGAGCGUAACAAGGAGCGUAUCUCCCGUCUCGAGUUCCAGCGGCAGCAGCUGACAGAUGAGGCCACUCAACUCCGCGAGGCGGCCUCAGCAAAGGAGGAAGAGUUGGUUCGUGCCGCACGCGCCACACAGGAGGACAAACAGCGCAUCAAUUUUUUGUUGAAGCGGUGUGUGACACUGACGAAUGAUCUAAAGAGCAUCACUGCUGCGAGGGACGAGCUGAGCGAGCAGCAUGAACACUCGCAACUAGAGCUGAGCAAACUUCGCCGGCAGGGACAAGAGUUGGUGACACUGCAGCAGCGCAUUGACGACCUGAAGCAGAAGAACGAAGGCCUGCAAAGCCGCCUCUCCUGCGUUGAGGAGCUGGAGAACGAGCUGGUAAAGGCGAAGGAGACGGUUGCGUAUAUGGAAUUGGCGCAGAGCCGUUCGAUCAACAUGAGCCAGUUUGCUGAGUUGCAGGCGAAGAACACCAAACUGGAGAACACACUGGAGCCGAUCAAGCGACAGCUGGAGGAGGCAAAGAAGGAGUUAGAGCGUAUUAAGACAGAGAACGAGAGCCUCCAUGCGGUGAUGGCACGGCAGCAGAACGCCAUUAAGACACACGAGGAACAGGCGGCUGCGCUACACGCCAAUGAUGCGAAGCUGCGCGAGAAGAUGAACCAGCUGAGCGCCGACAAUACGCGGCUGCGCGGCAUGAAUGACACGCUGGAGGCGCAGAUGUCGGAUAUGCAGGACGGCAUCAAGGAGAUGGCGGUGAAGCUCGAGCAGGAGCGGGGGAAGGCGCGCGCCGCCGCGGAGACGACAUACAGGGGUGAGAUUGCGCAGCUACAAGCGAAGCUCAACGUCGCUAAUGAGACACUCGCCGGCGUGCGGAGUGCGCAGGACGCGUUCGUGCCGCGGGGCAUCCACGAUGCCCUCGCUGUGGAGAAGGAGCGCCUGGAGGAGGACAACAAGCGCAAGGUGUUCGACCUCGACAAGCUCAAGUCGGAGAUACUCAUCUAUCGCCAGACCAUCGACGACCUCGAGGCGGAAAACGAGGAGCAUCUGCGGCAGGUCGAAGGGCUGCAGUCGACGCACAAGAAGGAGCGCGCCGCCACCGCCGACCGGCUCACAGCGGAGCAGAAGAAACUUGCCGACGCCAACAAGGAGCUCGACGGGCUGCGGACACGCGUCGAGGAGAUGACGCAGCGCGAGGAGCGGCUGCUGGCCCAGCAAAAGGAGAUGGAAGAGGCCGCGCAGAAGCACCGCCGUGCCUUCGAGGACAAGUGCAGGCAGGAAGAAAAGCUUCUGGCUACGGUGGCGGCAACGAACCGAGAGAUGGAGGUGCAGCGCGAGGAACUGCAGCGUGUAGCGACUCAACAGAAGAAGGAGGCUGAGGUGGCAGCAGGCGCGGCCGAAGAUCUGCGACACCGCGAGGAUGAGUGCCAGGCGCUUCAAGCAGAGCUCCGGCGUGCCAAGGAGGAGAAGGCGGCUAAUGAGCGCGAUCUCGCAAAGCUGCGUGACGCCUCUAAAGGCAGUGGUAGCUGUGGUAAUGCAGCUGCUACGGCGGUGGCGGUAGUUGGAGGUAGCAAUAGUACCAACAGCAGCGGCGGCCUCGAAUGCUGCAAAGGGACGACGGAUCCNCCAAGGAGGAGAAGGCGGCUAAUGAGCGCGAUCUCGCAAAGCUGCGUGACGCCUCUAAAGGCAGUGGUAGCUGUGGUAAUGCAGCUGCUGCUGCAGCAGCUGCUACGGCGGUGGCGGUAG
This is a messenger RNA of Trypanosoma grayi, 3213 nucleotides long. RefSeq lists its product as hypothetical. Bases 1 to 3213 code for a protein of 1070 amino acids. Lineage: Eukaryota; Euglenozoa; Kinetoplastea; Trypanosomatida; Trypanosomatidae. The record is from RefSeq and is a predicted model, not a curated record. The transcript has a single exon.